UAAUAUAAGUCACUGUACACAUAUUUAGUUUGGCACUAUGUACAGAGAAUCAGGGUUUGUGAAUACUGAGCUGAAGCUUAUGAGCUAGGAUUGUAUUCAUUUGCUCUACUUUGCUUCUUGUAAUAAGUGAGUUAAAUGUGAUGUCUUAAUAAUUUGACUAUUAAUGGUGAGUUUGUCUUUGAAUCAGUGUGAAAUCUUAAGUAUUAAGACCCACUGGGAGUCUCUUUCUCUCUUUCUCUCAUUUUAACUGUCUUUCUGAAAUACUAGAAUAUAUUCCAAGCAGUGACACAGUUUACUCUGCAUAUCCUUUAAUUAUUUUCAGAGUAUCUGGGAAAAGUCAAAUUCUCCAUUUAUUUUUAAAACUUAUGUAAUAGCUAUGCUACAAUGCAUAGUAGAGAAUUAGACAGGCACUUCUGUUUAGUUUUCCAAGUACACCUCCACAUAGUAUUUGGGUAUUUCAUGAGCCCCAGCAUCCUGAAAUUUGCAGUUUCCCAGCAUUUUUUGGUCUGCCUACGUCCACUGCUAAAUAGUUUUUGAAAUAUUAAAAGAUUAAGGAGCUUGACUUGUAUUUUUCAGCUGAUAUAAUGGUAAAGUUAUCUGAAAGAUGGGUGUCAGAUGUUUGGAUAGGGGGCGCCAUUUCAGUGCUUGCCCUAGGCGCUAUUUUCCCUAGAUACACCUCUGAAUGUUUCUACUCUCUACAAGCUUCCUGAAAAUGAACAGGAGAUGGGGAUCAGUAAGUGGAGGACCAGGAAUCCUGGGUAGCUAAGAAAAGAGCUCUGCCCAAAUGCAGCUGUCAGUCAGAACAGGUUAAAGAGAGACUAAAGGUCUGACUUGGCAUAAGGCAGGCAUGGUAGAUAGAGCCUGGCCAUUGCACAUGAGGAGGGCUGUCUUGCCAGUCCUAUGCAAUGUGAUCCUUUUCAUGCUCUGUGUCUGACUCUGUGCGCACACAUGCACAUGCACUUUAGGCAAAUCCUAGGCUGUGGAAUGCGCUCCCUGUAGACAUUCAUGGUUUAACAUCUUGCCAGCCUUCAAAAGAGCUCUUAAGACACAUUUUUUUCAGCCAGGCUUUUAGUAAUCUCUGAAUGUUUUUAAAUUUAUUAAUUGCUGUUUUUAACAGCUUGUUUUAUUUUGUAUUUCUUGUGUUUUUGUGAGCCACCUAGAGUCAGGCGGUCUAUUGAAUGAAUGAAUGAAUGAAUGAAUGAAUGAAUACCAGCUGGAUAAGGUACGCUCAGGCAAUUGCUACCAGGUCUUACCAGUGCUUUGCAAUACGUUCCUCUUCAUACUUUCUUAGUGUGUUUGUUAGUUCAUUUUAGAUGGCAAAUCCCAGCUGGGUAAGAUAAGCAGAAAGCAAAAGCAAUUGUCAUCAGCUCUUGCCAAUGCUAUGCAAAGCAUUCCUCUUCAGUGUGUGCGUGUGUGUGUGUGUGUGUGUGUGUGUGUGUGUGUGUGUGUGCGCGCGCGCACGCACGCAUGUGUGCACACACACACGUACUUUAGAUGGCAAAUCCCUACUGAGUAAAGAAAGCAGAAGCAAUUGCCAUCAGGUCUUGCCACCAGUGCUAUGCAAUGUGUUCCUUUUCAUUCCUUGUUGGCUUGUUUUAGGUGGCAAAUCCCUCCCAGCUGGGUAAGGUAAAUAGAAAGCAGAGGCAAUCAGGUCUUGCUGGUGCUGUGCAAUACGUAGGGAUGCACAUGAAUGUUUCUGCGGGAUGGGGAGCAGUACCUUUAAGCAUGAGUAAAGCAGGUCCUUACCUGCUCCUCCACUGCCCCUCCACUUAUCUGGGUGCAGCGCUCCCUGCUCAGAAGUCCAUGCGCAGCUGCGGGGCUUCACCCAGCAGCCUGCUCACAGUGGCCAUGUGUGUGAUCAGCAUGGUGUUCAUGCCAAAACACCUCAGAACUGUUGGGCUUCAACUUAUGCAGCAUUGGUCUGCAGGAAGGCACAAACUAGAUAAGAAGAAUUAUGAGUAUUUCAGACACUCCUUUUGCCAUUUUAUCUUUACAUUUUUCUUGCUGCAUCUUCAGCAUGUGAACACCUGAAGAAACUUUCCCAUCCUUUGGAGACUCUGUAAAUGAAAAGGUUGUCAGUAAACAUCUGAUGGAAUUUUUUUUAAUGUCUUCCUUUUAUACUCCAGAAACAAUAACAGGAAGGGGAUUAAUAGGAGAGGAUGAAGGAUUAAAAGCAGUCUGCCUUUCUCCCACCCCUUAUUUCUGUUCCUUGUUUAUAAAUCCUCAUGCUGCUCUCCAGAUGACUGACUGCAUCUCACCACAGCAAAGCCAACUUUAGAUUCCAAGUGUUCCAAAUGGUCACAUCAGUUACUAAAAACCCCAGGCCCUUAAGAUCAUACACUUCUUCCAUUGUUUUUGCGUGAGGCGAUUUCCCCCUCUUUUUAAAGAAAAGGCUUUCAUUUCAUUCCCAUUAACUUCAGUAAGAAAUCAAUGGCUCUCACAUUUCAGAUUGUUUGACCCAGGGAGCUGGUGCUUUCCCCCUCCCUUCAUUUGAGGAACAAAAUGAAAUUCAGGCAACGGUGAUCAAAUAUAUUCUCUCUGUCAUUUUUGUCUACAAAACAGGGCAAUACUCUAGGGCUUCACGCACUACAGGGAACAAAACUUCCCAGUCUUGCAGAAAUCAAAUAGCAAGUCUGUGUGAUAAUUUCUUCUUCUUUUAUUUAUCAGAUCAGAUAUCUUUGGACUGCAGCUGAAAUAGAAAACCUUAUUUUCCUAUUACAAAUAAACUGAAUUUAGAAUUCUCAUUAAAACUGCAACGGUGGAUACAAAAAUAAUUUUCCAAAACUGCUCUUGAAAGAAUGGCAUCCCCUGUGUCUAGAACAAUGAUGUGUACCCGUCGCUAAUCCCAUGCAUUGCAGUUCUCGCUAGAGUUCAAGAAGAGGAAGAGGAAAGCAGUUGUGCUGGAGAUGUUGAAUUUCUGCCCAUUAUGCAGCUUUUGAAGAUGAAAAAGUUCAUUGCUUGUUGUUGGUAACAUUAAGCUUCUGUCGAGUUUAUGAAGAUAAGAUUAUGUUGAACAUCUCUGAUAUUUGCUUUUCUAGAGCCCCAUCCUGCUCACUCUGUUCAGGAAAGCAGGAACAAAAAGCAGACAAUCUACUCCAGGCACCAAACAGAUUGAAUCAUCCGGUACCUCAAGGGACACAGCCAGUACCGGAAAUUCCUCAGUCAGCAAUCUCAAGCAUUUGUUUCUGUAUUAAGAGCAACUGCAACUUGCAUCCUGAUAUGGCACGGAGCCAUUUUGUGACGUUGGGGGGCUUUCUUGGGAGCUGGAGGCCUGGAGAGCAAGGAAUGAAUGUGUCCUCUGCUGUUGAUUUAAUGCCUACAUCAUCAUGGAAUGUGUCGAGUGAACUAGAGAAAGAUCACUUCUUGACACUUGAUGAGCCUAUGAAUAAUAUUACUACCACUCUAGGCCAGACAGCAGAACUGCAUUGCAAGGUUUCUGGUAAUCCUCCACCAACUGUACGUUGGUUGAAAAAUGAUGCUCCUGUUGUGCAAGAACCCAGAAGGAUAUCUUUCCGUGCAACAAGCUAUGGGUCUAGAUUACGAAUAAGAAAUCUUGAUACCACAGAUACUGGCUACUUUCAGUGUGUGGCGACAAGUGGCAGGAAAACUGUUUCCACAACUGGAGUUCUGUUUGUGAAAUUUGGACCUCCACCAACAUCAAGCCCCGGAACAUCUGAUGAAUAUGAAGAGGAUGGAUUUUGCCAGCCAUACAGAGGAAUUGCAUGUGCAAGGUUUAUUGGCAACCGAACCAUUUACAUGGAGUCGCUCCAUAUGCAAGGUGAAAUAGAAAAUCAAAUUACUGCUGCCUUCACAAUGAUUGGGACCUCCAGUCAUUUAUCUGAUAAAUGUUCCCAGUUUGCGAUUCCUUCACUGUGCCAUUAUGCUUUCCCAUACUGUGAUGAGACUUCUUCCGUUGCAAAACCACGAGAUCUGUGCCGUGAUGAGUGUGAAAUUCUGGAAAAUGUCCUUUGCCAAACUGAAUACAUCUUUGCAAGAUCUAACCCUAUGAUUUUGAUGCGCUUAAAGCUCCCUAAUUGUGAAGAUCUUCCACAACCUGAUAGCCCUGAAGCUAUAAACUGUAUCCGUAUUGGCAUCCCUAUGGCAGAUCCAAUCAACAAGAAUCACAAAUGUUAUAACAGCACAGGAGCAGACUACCGAGGGACCGUGAGUGUCACAAAAUCUGGGCGACAGUGCCAGCCAUGGAAUUCUCAGUAUCCGCACACGCACGUUUUCACUGCCAUCAGAUACCCCGAGUUGAAUGGGGGCCAUUCAUACUGCCGUAAUCCAGGAAAUCAGAAGGAAGCUCCAUGGUGCUUCACCUUAGAUGAAAAUUUCAAAUCAGAGCUUUGCGACAUCCCAGCUUGUGUCACAAAAGACUCUAAGGAAAGGAAUAAAAUGGAAAUCCUCUACAUAUUAGUGCCAAGUGUUACAAUUCCCCUGGCUAUCGCAUUACUGUUUUUAUUCAUUUGUAUUUGCCGCAACAACCAGAAGUCUUCCUCCCCUCCAGUUCAAAGACAACCUAAACAUGUCAGAGGGCAGAACGUAGAAAUGUCUAUGCUAAAUGCAUACAAGCCAAAGAGUAAAGCUAAGGAGCUUCCUCUUUCUGCUGUCCGUUUUAUGGAGGAGCUGGGUGAAUGUGCUUUUGGCAAAAUCUACAAAGGACAUCUUUAUCUCCCAGGCAUGGACCAUGCUCAGCUGGCUGCAAUCAAGACUCUAAAGGACUGUAACAAUCCACAGCAGUGGGCAGAGUUCCAGCAGGAAGCUUCUUUGAUGGCAGAGCUGUAUCAUCCCAAUAUUGUCUGUCUCCUUGGGGUUGUGACUCAGGAGCAACCAGUCUGCAUGCUUUUUGAGUACAUGAACCAAGGGGACCUCCACGAAUUUCUUAUCAUGCGGUCACCGCAUUCAGAUGUUGGAUGUAGCAGUGAUGAGGACGGUACUGUAAAAUCCAGCUUAGAUCAUGGGGAUUUUCUACAUAUAGCAGUCCAGAUUGCAGCAGGGAUGGAAUACUUAUCAAGCCAUUUUUUUGUUCAUAAAGAUCUGGCGGCUCGCAAUAUUUUAAUUGGAGAACAGCUCCAUGUGAAGAUUUCUGAUUUGGGAUUGUCAAGAGAAAUAUACUUGGCAGAUUAUUACAGAGUUCAGAAUAAGUCCCUGCUGCCCAUUCGUUGGAUGCCUCCUGAGGCGAUUUUGUAUGGCAAGUUUUCUUCUGAUUCAGAUAUCUGGUCCUUUGGUGUUGUCCUCUGGGAGAUUUUCAGCUUUGGUCUCCAGCCCUAUUAUGGAUUUAGCAAUCAAGAAGUCAUAGAAAUGGUAAGGAAACGGCAACUUUUACCAUGCUCUGAAGACUGUCCUCCCAGAAUGUACAGCUUAAUGACAGAAUGUUGGCAUGAGCUGCCAUCUCGGAGACCAAGAUUUAAAGAUAUCUAUGCACGGCUGCGAUCUUGGGAGGGGCUGUCAAGUCACACUAGUUCUACUACUCCAUCUGGUGGAAAUGCUACCACUCAAACAACUUCUCUCAGUGCAAGCCCAGUUAGCAACCUAAGUAACCCUAGAUACCCUAACUACAUGUUCCCUGCACAGGGUAUACCACAAGGCCAAAUUGCUGGAUUCAUUGGCCCACCAAUACCUCAAAACCAGCGAUUUAUUCCUAUCAAUGGAUAUCCUAUUCCUCCUGGAUAUGCUGCUUUUCCAGCUGCCCACUAUCAACCUGCAGGUCCACCAAGGGUAAUUCAACACUGUCCCCCACCUAAGAGCCGUUCACCGAGCAGUGCUAGUGGAUCAACUAGCACCGGUCAUGUGACUAGUUUGCCCUCUUCAGGAUCCAAUCAGGAUGCAAAUAUACCUUUACUCUCUCAUAUGUCAAUGCCAAAUCAUCCAGGUGGGAUUAGUAUAACCGUGUUCGGAAACAAAACUCAAAAACCCUACAAAAUUGACUCCAAACAAGCAUCUUUAUUAGGAGAUUCCAAAAUUCAUGCACAUAAUGAGACUGUAAUAUCAGCAGAGAUGUAAAUUAGUGAGGUUUUGUAAAUAAAACUACAAUAUGGACUAGAAAGUUGUAGAGGAGAUUUAUAUUCAAAUAUUUUAUUGGAGAUUCUUCUGGCUGUAUAAAAAGACAUUUACACUAAGUAUCUUCUGUGAAGUUUAUUCGUGCUUAACAGGAUAAAGAGGUGCCAACCUUUUUUUUUUUUUUUUAAUGAACAACAAAAAAGCUAUAUUGUAGUUAACAAUCAACAUCUUUGGUAUACAUGUAUUGACAGAUAUUAAAGGGGGAGAAUGUCUGUUUUAUUUAAAACAAACCUUAAUGUUCCAGAUUUUAUUUAAUCACAUAAAUAUGCUUUUAAUCAUGGCUCCUGCCUCAGCAAUCUUAUUCUGAACAAAUAUUUUAAUAUUUGACAUUUUCAUGAAUGAAUUGAGGUGUGAUGGCCAAGUAUUUGAGACAAUCAGCUAUAUUUUCGAAGGAUGAAAGUUUGAUUCUUGUUUGGUCUCAUGAGGUAUGGAUAUUACCAGUUAAGGCAUACAUAAAUACCUAAUCCAUUAAGCCAGGAGAAGCCAAAGGCAGUGACAAGUUUGCUUUUAUCCCAGCCAUAUAAAACAAACGUAGGGCAUUGACCAUUCCCCUCACUUCUAAACAAUAUCCAAAUUAUCAAAAAUGUAGUGGGUGUGCCAUUUCAAUUCAAAAUGACAAACAUUUCUAUCAUUUUACGCCAAGAAUGUUUGUUCAGAUAUACCAUUCAAUUUUAAUAUCUGAUAGGUUCAUAAAUUAUUUUAAGAAAAUUGUCUUUUCCAUACUGAAGAUAAAGUUCAUGCAUAAACUCAAAAUGCAUAAUUUCAUAUUAGGGCAUAAAAUAUGUUCAUGGCAUAGAGUAGUACAAGCAAAAGAGACACCUAGAGUACAAGAAGUGUCAUGGAUUUGCAUAAAAUAAAUGAGUGAACAAUAUAUUCCUUGACUUUAUAUCUGUAGUUGCAAUAGAAUUUUGUAUACUUUUGUUGCUAUGCAACCCUUUAAUUAAAAAAUCCCUUUUAAAUUCUUAUUUUAUAAUAAGCAGACAAUCAGUUUUUGCAAGAAUAUUUAUUAUUUCAGGUAAAAUAAAUAGCUUUUGUAGUGAUAACCCUGAAAUGGGAAGUCUACAUUCCAUCAGAUGUACUCAACAAUUUUCUGGAAAUUGUUUGAUAACUUUUGUAUGUCAUUUCAAAUAAUGUGAAUUAGAAUUAACUUUUUACUAGAAAAUAUGGCAUUUGUAUUACUGAAAUUUAUUCAGGUAUAAUCAGUCUGGAUUAUUUUGAAACCACUGUAAUGUUUUUUUAAAAUACUGUGUAUAUUGCAACUUCUUACAAGCUUUUUCCCCAAAUUAAAAUAGUUUUUGUAUGGGUUAUAAACACACAGAUUCAGACACUUGACAGUGCCUUUUCAAAAUCAUUUGCACAAAAUGUGUUUUUGUAUAGCAGAACUGAAAAAUACAUACCUGCUUUUUA
This is a messenger RNA of Hemicordylus capensis (graceful crag lizard), 7467 nucleotides long. It is a transcript of the gene ROR1, whose product is annotated as receptor tyrosine kinase like orphan receptor 1. The transcript is spliced from 14 exons. Gene Ontology annotation, biological process: positive regulation of kinase activity; cell surface receptor protein tyrosine kinase signaling pathway; positive regulation of canonical NF-kappaB signal transduction. The coding region runs from base 3007 to 6003 and encodes 998 amino acids. Gene Ontology annotation, cellular component: signaling receptor complex. Gene Ontology annotation, molecular function: protein kinase activity; protein binding; ATP binding. The record is from RefSeq and is a predicted model, not a curated record. NCBI's taxonomy places the organism in Eukaryota, Metazoa, Chordata, Lepidosauria, Squamata, Cordylidae.